Molecule: messenger RNA, 861 nt
Organism: Phytophthora nicotianae INRA-310
Lineage: Eukaryota; Oomycota; Peronosporomycetes; Peronosporales; Peronosporaceae
Exons: 3
Molecular function (GO): nucleic acid binding; RNA-DNA hybrid ribonuclease activity
Source: RefSeq, a predicted model, not a curated record
GAACACGAAGGAGUGAUCCAGCCGGUGCGGUUCACGGGACGCGUCCUGCAUGAUGCUGAGCUCAAGUACCACAUUGCUGAGAAGGAAGUUCUGGCCGUCAUUCGGGUUCUUCGAACAUCCAAGGCCCUGAUCGAAGGCUGUCCACUCGUGGUGUACACACGAUACUCGGUGUUGAAGUGGGUGAUCGGGUCCAAGACUGCGGAUGGGCGAACUGUGCCAUGGGGCGUCGCUUUAUCACAGUACGACCUGGACAUCCGGAAGGUACAGAAGGAUGAAGACGGUUUGUCUGCCAUCCUGGGUGCUGGUAUAACACCCAGAGAACAUUUGGACGAGAUUGCCGAAUCUCUGAUUCCGGUCAAGGAACGUAUCAAGGCAUCCCCAGUGGACCUUGUUGUCGUAGGUGACUCGAGGAUCGUGAUCCAGCAAGUUCAAGGACUGAUUAACUGCAACCAGCCUAAUCGGCAACGGAGACUGGCUGAGUGCGAAGUGCUACGGAAGAGAUUCAAGACAGUCAGGCUGGUGCACGUCAAACGUGACUUCAAUCAGGCAGCUGACUACUUAACAUCCAAGACACUCGCUCUCGGGGAGUCUUGGAUGGUUCAAGAUGACGAAGAAAUCCGUCACCUGGAAGUCGUGUCCAGAAUCCAGGAACAGCGGACGAAGCGGCCAGAGGUGGUCCAGGAUGCAGAAGUGGGCGUCCAGAAGGUGAACGAUGAGGAAGUCCUGACCAGCGAUGUUCCAGAGCCUGACUUAGGUGCUUGUCCUGAAAGUAACAUCCUAAACCCGGACUCAAGCCGAUGCUCAGGGGCGCCCACCCAUGGGACCCUUGGAAUAUCAGGCGGAACGUUGGAGGCGGAUUAA